Schizosaccharomyces japonicus yFS275 is the source of this 2771-nucleotide messenger RNA. Its product is annotated as Set3 complex subunit Snt1. Gene Ontology annotation, cellular component: protein-containing complex; nucleus. The transcript has a single exon. The coding region runs from base 329 to 2095 and encodes 588 amino acids. Lineage: Eukaryota; Fungi; Ascomycota; Schizosaccharomycetes; Schizosaccharomycetales; Schizosaccharomycetaceae. The record is from RefSeq and is a predicted model, not a curated record.
GUAGACGCAUGUGGGCACUGUGUUGUUUGUUAUGAACUUUGAGUAUUGUAGUCACACGCACAAUUUCCGUAGAGCAACGAUUUUUGAUUGUGCGUGAGCAUGCCUUUCUUAAUACCUAAGAGUCGCAUAAUAUCUACAAAGGAGUCGUUUACACACUCAACAUGCCCAUAAAAACGCACUUUUCUUCAUCGCUUAGUUCCAACACGGCUGCAAACACCUGCCAACCACCACUUCUAAAAUUCGAUUUUCUGAAAGGGAAUUGUUGGAUUUUCUGUUGGUUAAAGUUCAAUACCGCUCUCUUAUUAACGUUUAUGUAAACGUCCGGUCUAUGUCUGGUGAAAACGAGAGGAUACGCGAGCUGCCAACUCUCCCGUUGGAGGACCCUGCGAUCGUCAAGUUGGAACAACUUCCCGAUGCCAAAGACAAUCCCAAAUCCGUCAUUUCUGAAGAUGAAACAGAUAUAGAAGUGUCACGGUCGCCGUCUCCAGCAGAUUCUGACCGAAUGACCGUUGAAAUGGACGAGGACGUUAAAGAGUUGCAACCAACAUUGUCAGAUACGGUUUCUCGGGGGCUUUCUGCAAGAGCUACAUCUGUUCCGACGACGUUUGACCAUUUAGACUUUUACUCUGCGAACCAAUUGUCCUUUGCAAAGAAUGCCAAACGAUUUGGUGCCGUUCUACGACGUCGUCAGCAACAAUUAAUGGAUAAAACACGACAGCUGAGUUAUGUACAAAAUGGGCUUAGACACACAUGGGAUUCCAACAACGAGCUUCUGGAAAAGUUAGCUGAAAGCGAACAUGCUAAGGAACACAAGAAAUCGGAUGACCCGUUGGCAAAUAGAAGCACACGGAAAGUAUUCAACAACUUUUCGGCUGGUGACAUUGUUCGUUCUGAAGCCGAGUUUAUGGAAAUCUUAGCGAGUUUGGAGCAAAAGGAACGACAACUUUCAUCUGCCAAAGAACAUCCUGGAACUGCGCAGAUUCCAGACAUGGACCUCGAUUGGUCUAAUCGGCCGUUCCAAGCGUUUCUUGAUGAAAAUAGGCGACUUCGUACGUGGUUUGCAUACCAACAGCUAUCUAAUCCUGAAAGUAUUUGGACACCGGAACAGCAUGAAUUGUAUUGCCAAUCUUUUGCCAAGCACGGCAAAAGUUUUGGCGACAUUGCGAAUGACGUGCCGGGGAAGACCUUUCAAGAAUGUGUGCUGCAUUAUUAUCGAACAAAACGGCAGAUAAAUUACCGGGAAAUCAAUCCAAACUCGCGUACAAGCGGGCGCCGUAGGAAGAAGUCCGCAUUAAGUUCUCGUAAAGGAAAGCAAAAAACGAAAGGCUCGUCUCUCAUGGUUGAUAUCGAGGAAGCAGAACAUGCAACUGCCGAAACUAGAAGACUGCAUACAAAAAAGAAACGUGCGAAUGCAUCACCUUCUUUAUCACGGGCGGAGCAUAUUUCAGAACCUGAUAUUACAAGCAGUACACCAGAACCUUAUUCCGAACCCACCCAACCAUAUACACCUUUGAAGCGCACCUCAGUAGCUUCUUCUCCUAGAACGCGUUCCAGACGAAAGGGAUCGCAGGUUGCCGUAAAAACAGCUGGACUCUCACCUGCUGCCGUGCCAUCAGGCAUCCAUGAGAACGAAUCUCCUAUACUACCGCAGCAGUCUACACCAACAAGCGCGCUUCCUCCGACGCCUUCUCGAAGUGCAAUGGAAAGUUCUUCACUAUUCCCCAAUCGUCUACAAGAGGAAGAUGCCGCCCAGGCUUUAGCAGACCUAUCCUCGUAUAACGUAAAUAACGCGUCCGUUCUGAAUGAGACUGAAACGACUCUUGCUCAUUCGUUAGCGCACAGGGCGUCAGUUCCACUAAUUGACAGCACAAUUCACGAGGGAGCUACUGAAUUGCACCUCCUUUCGAGAGGCCGUGUUUCUGUGGCUACGACAAUGCCAAGCCGUGAAAUGCAUGGUCACAUGUUACCUCCUUAUCCGUUUCCCCCUUCUACGAUGUAUUCAACAUGCGCGUCUCUUCAAACACUGGCCAACGUUGUCACGGGUCACGAUGGGGAGCUUGAAGACCGGCUAGAGGGUGACAAUCAUCGUUCAUAAUGGUUGCCCAUGAACUUUUUACGACGACAAGUAGAGACUUAGCCGAUGGACCCAAUUUGUCGAUUAUUCCUUCAGCCCCAACCCCAUUUACAUCCAUCUGUCUCCGGGAGAUUGACCUGUUCCCCAGUGUGUUAUUAAUAUGGUUCAGCAUCCUAGCUGUUAUAAUGGAUUCCCAUCUCUCUAUUCAAAUCCGCUCAUGCUAUCAAAACGUUGUUCGUGUUUUUUGUUACGAUUUCUCUUUCUUCUCGUCAUACUCAUAUUCUGUAUUUUUAAACUGUAUCUCUGAUGAUGACCCGUGCUUUUUAUAUCGAGUUCUUUCUCCAGUGAAGCGUGAAAUGAAGCUAUGUUGAAAGUUAUUCAUUCCAACUUCCUCGCUACUACAUCCAUCCGUAUAGAGUGAUCGGAUUCUUCAAUGUUGAUGCUUUCAAGAGCGUCUAAUCAGUAUUUCUAACCCGACAUCUACUCGAAAUUUUUGACAUUUUUCAGAAGCCUUUUAGAGGCCCUUUAUUUACCAACUUUGUAGAGUUUCGAGUUAGUACAAUCACUUCAGCUAAUAAGGACUACGUCCUGCUUUUUCUAUAGUCAUAUUUGGCUAUGAAUCUUUUUUCGUGUAAUGAUCUCCGCGACCUUCGAUUCUCAUUGACACCUCACCCACUCCUCAACGGAAAAAAUUAGG